Penicillium verhagenii is the source of this 1080-nucleotide messenger RNA. Its product is annotated as WD40 repeat domain-containing protein. The transcript is spliced from 6 exons. The record is from RefSeq and is a predicted model, not a curated record. Gene Ontology annotation, molecular function: protein binding. Lineage: Eukaryota; Fungi; Ascomycota; Eurotiomycetes; Eurotiales; Aspergillaceae. Bases 1 to 1080 code for a protein of 359 amino acids.
AUGUUCACAUUGAAAGAAACAGCUGCCUCAUCACUGUCACUACCCACGGACAAUUAUAUUUACUCUCUUGUGCCGUCCACAGCUGGUACUUUUGCCGCCAUCUCCUCCGAUGAUUCCUUGCGCGUCUUUGAUGCCGCUAACCUUGAUCGCGUCGCGGUGAUCUCACAAAAGGCUCAUGAAGGAGGUGUCACGUCGCUGCGGAGCUAUACUGCAGGCGAUUCUCACCUGUUGGCUACUGGUGGCCGGGAAGGAAAGCUAAAGUUGUGGGAUGUUCGAGCUGGGAACUCAGUCCUAGAAGUAGAAACAACGAGGCAUGCACCAGUUCUCUCUGUAGCAUGUAACCCGGACACCAACACCAUUGUUGCGGGUACAGAGCUUCUUUCCUCACAGGCAGUUGUCGCGUUUUGGGACAUCAGAUCUCCACAGGCACCCCGUCUGCAAUACGUGGAGAGCCACAAUGACGACGUCACAGAGCUUCAAUAUCACCCCACCCGUAACAACAUCUUACUCUCUGGCAGCACGGACGGACUUGUGAAUAUCUAUGACACAACUGUGACAGAUGAGGACGACGCUCUGGUCCAGGUCAUCAAUCAUGGCUCGGUUCAUCAUGCGGGUUUCUUGUCCGACAGUACCAUCUUUGCCCUGAGCCAUGACGAGCAGUUCUCUAUUCACCCGGCUACCAACCCGGAUGAACCUGGACAGGCACCCGAACCAGUGGAAUUUGAUGACGUGCGCGAGCCUUUAGACAUUGAAUAUGUGGUGCAGGUUUGCGUGGCUGGACAAGGCGCUUAUAUCGCGGCUGGUAAUAAAAUUGAUAAGCGACUUGAUUUGGUUCCACUGGUCUCUAGCCCUAGCUGGCAGUUUGACCAAGAUAACCUGUGGCGCCUGCCUGGUGCGCACGGCGAUGACGUUGUGCGCUCAGUAUACUUGGAUGAUAAGAGUCAAUCAGUGCUUACUUGUGGCGAGGAUGGGUUUGUGCGAGUGUGGAAACCGGAUGGAGAUGCUUCGCAGGGCCAGGCUGGAUCGACAAAGACUUCACGGAAGGACAAGAAGCAGAAAGAUCGGUUCCGGCCGUAUUAG